Dromiciops gliroides (monito del monte) is the source of this 954-nucleotide messenger RNA. Its product is annotated as olfactory receptor 5A1-like. The coding region runs from base 1 to 954 and encodes 317 amino acids. The record is from RefSeq and is a predicted model, not a curated record. The transcript is spliced from 3 exons. Gene Ontology annotation, biological process: G protein-coupled receptor signaling pathway; sensory perception of smell. Gene Ontology annotation, molecular function: odorant binding; olfactory receptor activity; G protein-coupled receptor activity. Gene Ontology annotation, cellular component: membrane. Lineage: Eukaryota; Metazoa; Chordata; Mammalia; Microbiotheria; Microbiotheriidae.
AUGGCUCCACGAUCAGUGGAGAUAGGGAGAAAUGAGACUUCUGUGACCACAUUCAUCCUCCUAGGAUUCUCAGACCAACCUGACCUCUGGAUCAUCCUCUUUGUAAUAUUCUUGGGAAUCUAUCUCAUGACUUUUACCUGUAACCUGGGCCUCAUCAUUCUUAUCAGGACUGACUCCCAUCUUCACUCUCCAAUGUACUUCUUCCUCAGUUUCUUGGCCUUCAUAGACAUCUGCUAUUCUUCUGCUAUCAGCCCAAGAAUGCUCUCUGAUUUCUUCCACGAGGAAAAGAGUAUUUCCCUCAUGGGCUGUGCCACUCAGUAUUUCUUCAUGUCCUGGAUGGGGCUGGCUGAGUGCUGUCUCUUGUCCAUCAUGGCAUAUGACCGCUAUGUGGCCAUCUGCAGCCCACUGAGAUACUCCACCAUCAUGGAUCUCCGAGUAUGUGAAAAGAUGGUGGUUGGGGCUUAUGUGAGUGGGUUUUUCAGUAGCCUUACUCAAACUAUUUCUGGCUUCCACCUCCAUUUUUGUGGGUCAAACAUAAUUAACCACUUUUUCUGUGAUGUGUCUCAGCUCAUGGCCCUGUCCUGCUCCAACCCCUUUAUCAUUCAAAUAAUUUUAUUGGUUAUGGUAGUUCUUGUUGGAUUCUUUUUAUUCCCCACUAUCCUCAUGUCCUAUGGCUACAUCACAGUCACAGUCCUGAAAAUGCCUUCAGCCAAGGGAAGGAGGAAGGCUUUCAUUACCUGUGCCUCUCACCUGACGGUUGUGAUACUCUUCUAUGGUACUGGCUUUUCUGUGUACAUUCAAUCCAGCUCUACCCACUCCAAACACCUGGACAAGGUGCUAUCUGUCUUCUACGUCAUCCUAAUCCCCAUGCUGAACCCACUGAUCUAUAGUCUCAGGAACAAAGAGAUCAAAGAUGCCCUGAAGAGAGUCUUGGAGGAGAGUAAGGUGUACUAA